Molecule: messenger RNA, 5073 nt
Organism: Myxocyprinus asiaticus (Chinese sucker)
Lineage: Eukaryota; Metazoa; Chordata; Actinopteri; Cypriniformes; Catostomidae
Product: lateral signaling target protein 2 homolog
Exons: 14
Coding region: 368-3295 (975 amino acids)
Biological process (GO): negative regulation of epidermal growth factor-activated receptor activity
Cellular component (GO): early endosome membrane
Molecular function (GO): metal ion binding
Source: RefSeq, a predicted model, not a curated record
AAGACCUGUCAAGCAGCGCAACUUCCGCGGUCAGACUGCGCGCACGCUCAAUAGCUUAGUCAUGAGCAGCCCGUGUGUUUGGGGACAAAGGCAACCGCACCAUUGUUGGAUAUAAGUGCAGAGUCCGAGCCCAUGAUUAAUUAAUAUUAACAGUGGAUUAACACUGGCCAUGUCUGUUUUUGGCCUUUGUUCAUCGCAGUCAACACGGCUUUGUUGAAGAGGAGGCGCUAGCGUAGCUCGCUAGCUGACAGAGCCUGUUUGUUUGUGUGUGUGUGUGUGUGUGCGUGCGCGCGCGUGCGGGUUUAAAGGUGCUCCGGUUCGGGAUCGGGUUUGGCACGUAGCUGUGGCGAAACUGGCGAGGUGACCUAUGAUGAAUCGCUUCCGAAAGUGGCUUUAUAAGCCAAAGAGGUCAGAUCCGCAGCUGCUGGCCCAGUUCUAUUAUGCAGAUGAGGAACUGAACCAGGUGGCCACUGAGCUGGACAGUCUGGAUGGCAGAAAAGACCCUCAGAGGUGCACCUUGCUGGUCAACCAGUUCCGCUCCUGCCAGGACAAUGUAUUGAACAUCAUAAAUCAGAUUAUGGAUGAGUGCAUACCUGAAGACCGAGCCAACAGAGACUUCUGUGUGAAGUUCCCAGAAGAGAUCCGCCAUGACAACCUGGCCGGGCAGCUGUGGUUUGGAGCAGAGUGUCUGGCUGCAGGAUCGAUUAUCAUGAAUCGUGAAAUCGAGAGCAUGGCCAUGCGGCCUCUGGCCAAAGACCUCACCCGCAGCCUAGAGGAAGUACGCAACAUCACCCGAGACCAAGCACUACGAGAUCUCAACAACUACACCGACCGCAUGAGGGAAGCUUUGCGACAGUUCGACAGCCUUUUUGCUGAGUUUGAGCUCAGUUACGUGUCAGCCAUGGUGCCUGUAAAGUCUCCUAAAGAGUAUUACAUCCAGCAAGAGGUGAUCGUGCUCUUCUGUGAGACAGUUGAAAGGGCCCUGAAGCUUGAGUAUCUUACACAAGACAUGAUUGACGACUACGAGCCAGCACUCAUGUUUACAAUCCCUAGACUUGCCAUUGUCUGUGGUCUUGUUAUCUACUCUGAAGGGCCUCUCAACCUGGACCGCAAACCAGAGGACAUGUCUGAACUCUUCCGGCCUUUUCGCACUUUGCUAAGAAAAAUAAGGGACCUACUGCAGACUCUAACAGAUGAAGAGCUCAUGACGCUGGAGCGUAGCCUCUGCAUCUCUCAGGAAGGAGAGUUUCCUGGUGGUUCCAACACUUCCACUGGUCCUGAGAGCCAGAUAGAAACCAUGGAGAAGGAUGAUGCAGUUCAAGAGGAGGUAGUGGACAUCACACUCUGUGUAACCCAGAAAGAGGACACUGAAUGGAAGGAGGAAGAGGGAGGAAAGGGGCUACAGGAAACCCCUUGUGAAAGCAAAGAGGAGGAUAAGGGCACAGAUGUAGAUUUGGCUUGCUCCAUGCAGUAUGAUGAUGAAGAGCUAGAGCAGCUCAAUAUGAUGGUGCAUCAAGUGGGGGAUGAAAUGUCCACUUUGCUUUCCCCUCCGAGUCAGAAUCAAUCUCCGGCCCACCGGCCUCGACCCUACGGAGGAAGCAGUUUGGAUGGUUCCAGUGCGGCUUCCAGCACUCAGGCGUCUCCACGGAGAGUCCCAGGUUCCUAUCAAGAUGAUGAUAGAGUGUUCUUCAUGGAGGACUUGGAGGCCGGAGGAGUUGUAGGGGAACGUGUAACCAGCGAGCUUUGCCGUGGAAAGCUUCCCCUUCCUACCGUAUGCCUCGGAUCCCCUGAGCACUCUAGACCCGACCCUUUGAGUGACUCAUCCUGUAAUGGUUGGUUGACAGUCUGUCAAUCAAGCGAUGCCACUAAUCUUGGCUGUCAGUCCAUAGGGAGCUCUGAUCGAUCGCCCCCGGUAAAUGGCUGGGAAAUGUUGCAUGAGGAGAACUGCGUAGAGGCUGCGGAAGAGAUCGCCAAUCGCACCGGUGGAAUGAAACUGUCCGCUACAGUGAUUUUUAACCCACGCUCUCCAAGCUUGUCCGACUUGGCCGUGGACUUACCUCAUUCAGCAGAUGGUCUGGAGCCCAUUGAGGGCGGGGCUUUAGUUGCCACUCAGUGCCUGCUUAACUCCUGUGUGUGCUGUGCAGGCGGAUGCGUUGACAACACCGAUGACGGUGCAGCCAUGGAGCCCGCUGGACGGGGCAUGGCGCUGGGGUUUGAUAAACACAAGCUCACCAUCACAAGCUCUGUCAUCCAAACAGCUGUUGCUGCUGGCAGCCCAGGGAAGGGCAAUGGGCAUUUACCGCUCACCCUACCCCCUUCCCAAGGCCACCUCACCUCACACUGUCCCAUGCAGAACCCAGCGAUAGAGGACAGUGGCAGUCAGGACUAUUCCCCAUAUCCCAGCUGUGAGAAAUGCCUGGCAGGAGUUCUUCUGGCUCAGGAUAAUCGAGGCUCGGGACAAAGGGAGGGAGGACCUAGCUGCACCCAUCGUGACAUAGGAUGCCGAAUGCAACCCAACAAUACAGCAAAAGGGAGAUCGGAGGGUUUUGGAAAACAGUCCAAAGAAGAUAACAAAAAGAGCUCUAGUUCUCAGGAGUCCCCCCUCAGUUCUGUCCCCAGCAGUGACGUUGAGAGUGUAUCUGUCACUUCAUGCAGUUUGUCAAGUUCAUACUCACCCAGCCCUGUAGGUAGUCUGACCAGCUCAGACAUGUCUGAAGAUCUGGAUCACCAGGAGAUCCAUGUGGCUUUACAGGCCGCCAAACUCGCUGCUCACAAUAAAAUUCGCUCACGUUUCCAUAGUAGUAGUGACCUCAUUCACCGGCUUUUUGUCUGCAUAUCAGGUGUGGCUGAUCAGUUGCAAACAAAUUAUGCCAGUGAUCUGCGGAGCAUCUUAAAGACUCUGUUUGAGGUAAUGGCUACAAAAUCAGAGCAAGGGGACAACGAGAAGCCCAAGAAAGGCCCAUGUCUGGGCAGUGCAGUACUGGAGGACUGUGCUCUCUGCCAGGAGACCAUCUCUUCAUCAGAACUUGCUGCCAAAGCUCGAGAGGGACAGUUUGAAGACCCUCCUGAAUGGGUUCCGGAUGAGGCGUGUAAUUCCUGCAUUGCAUGUAAGGCUCCAUUCACCGUCAUCAGAAGGAAACAUCACUGCAGGAGCUGUGGAAAGAUCUUCUGUUCUCGAUGCUCAUCGCACUCAGCUCCGUUGCCUAGAUAUGGUCAGAUGAAGCCGGUGAGAGUUUGCACUCACUGCUACAUUUUCCACGUAACGCCUUUCUACAGUGACCGGACUGGCAUCUGACCACCGCGCUCUCACGCACACCUUACGCACACUCAUACAGAGACAUAAGCACACUACAGUGAGUUACUGAGGUUUGAUACUUCAGUAACCAUUAGUGUUUGAGACAUGCACAUCACUUUAACAUCAUCAUCCAAAAAAGUGUAAAUAUCAUAAAACACUAAAUGCAGUCCCUUCAAAGCAGGAAAAAGAGCCUUGACCAGGGAACAAACCAAGAUGGACAGAAUUACAGUUAAGAAUGCCUCAUAAAGAAAGCACAUCAAGGAAGAACCCCAUUGCUAUGGGAGCCAAAGUAUUUUUAGGGCUUUGCUUUUGAACAAUGAGCUUAAUUCAACAAUUUGCUUUAAUGGAGCAUGGAACAAGCUGGCUAUUCUGUAAAACAUAAGUGCACCUGAAAACUACACUUACAUGACAAAAAAAACAAAACAUACAGCAGCUUGUUAGCAAGAUUUCAUCUGGCAAAGUUCCAUGGGCUCAUUUUUCCAGAUUGAAUGUAAACUGUGAGCACAUGAUGUAUAUGAAAAUAACAAAACUGUGAUGUAUAUGAAGACAAUACUAUUAAAAGGAUAGUUCACCCAAAAAUGAAAGUUCUGUCAUCAUUUAUUUACCCUCAUGUUGUUUCAAGAGGAGAUUUUAGACAGUAUGUUUGUCUCAUUCACCAUUCACUUUAAUUGCAUCCUACAGUGAGGGUGACAUGAGGGUGAGUAAAUGAUGACAAAAUUUUCAUUUUUUGGUGAACUAUCCCUUUAACACUAACUGCACCAUCAGUGAUGCUUUCAUGGCAUAAUAUAGCACAGAUAAUGUUUUUUUUUUUUUUUUUUCAGAAAAUAAUGCUGCUUUUUGGGAUUAGUUGAAUGGCCAAAAAAAAGAUGUGUGUGUGUGUGUGUGUGUGUGUGUGUAUAUAUAUAAUGCGCUGAAAGUAUGAUUUUAUGCAUCUUCCAAAUAGCCAUUCCUCAUGCCAAUGAAUGUGCAACAUUGGGAUGUUCUUUUCUUUUUCUCUCUCUCCAGUAACUUCUACCGAACUGUAAAGUAAUUGCCUUUUACAGCAUUGUAAAGUAUGGGAGCCUUUUGCUUUUCCCUCUGAUACAAAAGGACACUUUAAAGCCCCUACCUCAUCCCUUCUGAUGACUUUCUUUCCCCUUGCACCUUUUCAUAAGUUUUUUUUUUUUUUUUUUCAUCCAUUGAAAACACUAUAAAGUGAACAACCACUACUUUUUAUCUGUAAUUGUAAACGUUAAUCAGAUUUUAACAUGUAUGAUCAGGUACUUGUGCCUUUGAGGCAGUUGCUCUAUUAACACAAGUCUGAGAUUGAACCAUUGAUAAAUGUGCUGCAUAAUGAUUUUUGACUAAACACUACUAGCUAUUAAAAAAUGCACUUUGUGUGACAAAUGGUGGCGCAUUGAAAUUGACUAAGUAAUGCCACACUUGAUGAUUUAUUAUGUGUAAUGAUCUAAAGUUAUAGUUUUAAAAUUAACUGAACAUUGCACCUGAUUGCAGAUGGUUGUUACCGACUGAAUUGUUCUGAGAUCUAACAGGUUUCUAGUACAGUGUAUGUCUCAUGUGCUUGCAUGCAUCCUGUGAAGUAACAUUUAUUAAGUUGAGCAGGUAGACUAGUAAUAUUGUAAGAGUUACAUCACGGUUAAUUCUGCUAGUUGAUUGAAUCUAUUUAAUUCUUCUUUCUGAUAAUUGAUAAUAGUUAAUGCCUCAUUAGAUUUUACCAAGUGUUUAUGAUUGGUGUUAAUGCUAAUCAUUCCUUUUUUUUUUUUUUUUUUUUUUUUUUU